Danio aesculapii is the source of this 2211-nucleotide messenger RNA. Its product is annotated as NACHT, LRR and PYD domains-containing protein 1 homolog. Lineage: Eukaryota; Metazoa; Chordata; Actinopteri; Cypriniformes; Danionidae. Gene Ontology annotation, biological process: regulation of apoptotic process. The transcript is spliced from 4 exons. Bases 78 to 1421 code for a protein of 447 amino acids. The record is from RefSeq and is a predicted model, not a curated record.
GUACACUCACACACGCAGUUUCUUUUGCGGUUGAUUUAAAGGUUGAAACUGUGGAAACAUAUGUCCAUUUUCCAAAUAUGGCACACGGUUUAGCAGAGAAUCUGGAUACAUCAGACACAGAUGUGAUGUUUAGAGAAGGUGAAAGCACAGUAAAGAUGCGAAGCAUCUUUGUCUCAAAAGCUCUGAGAAAGUGGAGACUUGCUUCAAAAGAAAGACAGAGCAUCUGUGGCUCUGGAGCGUCUGCACCGGAUCUUCACUGUCAGUCUUGUGUUGACGUUGCUGAUUCAGAUCAGUGGGUUCAGGUGGAGCCGUCAGUCUGUAGAGAUGAAGGAGGCUCAGAGUUCAGGAUCAGCACUCCUGCAGGUCGAUUCCAGUGCAGCAGGACCAGAAUGCGAUGGGUCUGUGAUGUAGACGUCACUCUCCACUACCGGGAAGUGGAUGGACAUUUCCUCAACGCAGAGCUGGAGAGACUUCAGUGUGAGCGAGUCGCUCCUGUGCUGGAUGUGAAUGUGAUCUCAGGGAAACUGGAGGAGGCUCAUCUGCCUCACUACAUGUGUUUAGCAGAGUCAGACCCUGCUCUCACCAGCGCUGUCAUGCUCCUCAGUGUUGAAGAUGAGGGAAUAUCCUUGGAGUCUGUGGAGUUGACUCGCUUCCAUGCUAAAAUACUCCAACCCAUGUUUUCUCAUAAGACAGUGCUUGUGAAACUAGGGAUACCAGUGAAAGUGCACUGUGAUCUACUUAUCUUCAUGACACAAACGUGCCCCAUCAUUCUCCAUGUGUACUUUUUCCCAUCCAAUAAAUUUGUUAAAGAAAAAAUUAAAACAGAGGAAAAAUCAAGUCACCAAAUCAAGUGUUCAAGACCUGAAGUCCCUCUGCAGAUGAAGAAACAACACAGCCUUGAAGUUCUUGGUGCCGUUGUUCAACCUAAAACGAUCAAGUUGAGAGGUGACGACGAGCCAAACUUCUUUCAGGUCAAACAACCUGUGGUCGAUGACAUCAUUAUGAUCCUCAGCCGAGUGGAUGAUCAUAAAUCAGUAUGGACAGGAACAAUUUGGAAAGAACUGAUCCAUAGAAAACCAAACAAAACAGAGUCUGACUUGUUUCAGUCUGGACAAAAACACAAGACACCACAGCCAGCUUGCAGCUUUGACAAAGCUCAGUUUUUCGAUACACAUUGGUGUAAUCUUAUUAAAAGUGUUAAAAAUGUAAACGCUGUUGCAGACAAACUGCUUCACGCACAAAUCAUUCAUGAAGAAUUGUAUUCUGAAAUCACACAUCCUAAUUCAACCAGUGAGGAAAGCAUGAGAGGGAUCUGUGUCAUAGUGAGGAAAGGCAGUGACGCCGUCAAAGAAAUCUUCAUCUCUAUUCUUCUGCAAGAAAAUCCCAAUCUUUUAAAUCAUCUGCCUUUAUCUGACUCUUAAACUGUUUCGUGUAAUGAUUCUACGUGUGGUAUUUUACACAAAUGAUGAAAUGACAUGGAAACCACAAGUGAUCAGAUCUUACCUUUAUGCUGCAGCUUUUGGAGAAUACUAUUUUAAGGGUUCUCACUCUCACUCAGCCAAAUUCCCUGACUUUCACUGACUAAAAAGCUGAAUUUACAUGACCUGUAAUGAAUGGAAAAACAAGGCGCUAUUGUGCUUUGCAUAAUACUAAAAUAGUUUUAGCUUUCAUGAUUUUAAUAGUCAUUAUAAUAGCAAUAAUGGAUAAUUUACCUCAGAUUUGUAAAAUAAAUGAAAAAGAAACAAGAGCACAGUCUGACACUCGGUGUACUUUCAAUAGCCACAGUUUACUUGAUCCGUGCCCAGGCACGAUUGUUCCCCUUCCCCUCUCCCCGCACUUACAUUGCAUUUUUGCCUUCCGAGCCAGAGCAUGCUUACAUCAUCGAUGAUGCGACUGUUCAGUUUAACAGAAGAGAAGUGCUCUCACUCUAUACAGUGGAGAUUCCUUUGGAUAUAUUGUUUUGUAUUAUUUUAAGUCAUUUGAUAUGCAGUGACACAAAUCUUUUGCUGAACAGAUCCACCACUUCUGACACUUAUAAAUGUUCAUGAAAGUCAUCGUGCUGCACAUAUGAGGUUUGCUGAAGGUGCAGCUGAUGCGCAGUGAGGGGUUUGCAUAUUUAAAAGGCCAUGAAACCCACUCUUUCAAUUAAAGUCUACAUCAGAAUUUUUUGAAGGGAGGAGUGGGCGUGGUCGGCAGAGCAGGAAAAAAAAA